Messenger RNA from Erinaceus europaeus (western European hedgehog), 954 nucleotides. Its product is annotated as olfactory receptor-like protein OLF3. The transcript has a single exon. The coding region runs from base 1 to 954 and encodes 317 amino acids. Lineage: Eukaryota; Metazoa; Chordata; Mammalia; Eulipotyphla; Erinaceidae. Gene Ontology annotation, cellular component: membrane. Gene Ontology annotation, biological process: G protein-coupled receptor signaling pathway. The record is from RefSeq and is a predicted model, not a curated record. Gene Ontology annotation, molecular function: olfactory receptor activity; G protein-coupled receptor activity.
AUGGGACCUGAUAACCAGACACAGGUGAGUGAGUUUAUUCUCCUCGGCCUGUCCAGUGACUGGACCACUCAGGUCUCUCUCUUUGUUUUGUUCCUGAUAAUGUACCUGUUGACAGUGCUGGGGAAUGUCCUCAUUCUUCUUCUCAUCAGACUGGACAGCCGACUCCACACUCCCAUGUAUUUCUUCCUCUCAAAUCUCUCCGUGGUUGAUGUCUCUUAUGCCACUAGCAUUGUUCCUCAGAUGUUGGUGCAUCUUCUUGCAGAACAUAAAGGAAUCCCAGUCGUGAGCUGUGCAGCACAGUUAUUUUUCUCCUUGGGCUUGGGUGGGAUUGAGUUUGUUCUUCUGGCAGUGAUGGCCUAUGACCGCUAUGUGGCUGUGUGCAACCCUCUGAGGUACUCAGUCAUCAUGCACGCAGGGCUCUGCUCUAGGUUGGCCAUCACUUCCUGGGUCAGUGGCUCUGCCAACUCUCUGAUGCAGACUGCCAUCACUUUUCAGCUGCCCAUGUGUUCAAACAAGUUUAUUGAUCAUAUAUCCUGUGAAAUUCUAGCAGUGAUCCGACUAGCCUGUGUGGACAUCUCUUCCAACAAGGUUGCCAUCAUGGUUUCCAGCAUCAUCCUACUGAUGACACCUUUUUUCAUGGUGCUCUUGUCCUACAUCCAAAUCAUCUCCACCAUCUUAAAGAUCAGAUCUGCAGAAGGAAGGAAGAAAGCUUUUCAGACCUGUGCCUCUCACCUCAUUGUUGUCAUCCUGAGCUAUGGCACAACCAUUUUUACUUACAUUCAACCUGGCUCUAGUCCUUCUGUACUUCAGGAGAAGUUGAUCUCUGUCUUUUAUGCUAUUUUGAUGCCUGUACUAAAUCCCAUGAUUUACAGUCUAAGAAAUAAGGAGGUGAAAGGGGCCUGGCAGAAACUAUUAGGAAACUUAUCUGGAUUCAGGUCUAAGAUGUCCAGUUGA